Molecule: messenger RNA, 3415 nt
Organism: Salmo salar (Atlantic salmon)
Lineage: Eukaryota; Metazoa; Chordata; Actinopteri; Salmoniformes; Salmonidae
Product: beta-1,3-N-acetylglucosaminyltransferase lunatic fringe
Biological process (GO): pattern specification process
Cellular component (GO): Golgi membrane
Molecular function (GO): O-fucosylpeptide 3-beta-N-acetylglucosaminyltransferase activity
Source: RefSeq, a predicted model, not a curated record
GAGAGAGAGAGACAGAGAGACAGAGAGAGAGAGAGAGAGAGAGAGAGAGAGAGAGAGUGAAGCAAACCAGGAUGAACAGUCCCUAUUCUGUGAGUUUUGUCGCAGUGGAAUAGACGUUCACUUUUAUUGUCAAUGCUUGCACUGCUCACCAUUGUAUGGGAUUAUAAACGAUCUAUUUUAGAUUUGUAAACUUGCAGCAAGAUGUCAAAAGGCGUCUGGAGGAAACGCGCCCUCUCCACGGCUGGAGGAGCCUUGUUCACCUGCCUCGUGAUGAUGUUUCUUCUCGUCGCCGUUAUCAAACACCGGGGGACUCUCGUGGAGGAAGGUUCCACCGGGAGAGAGUUCGGGACUCGCUCCCUGCAAAGUUUAAACAGCAUGAAUAAUAAUGACAAACCCGUUAACCAAGCUCCAGCCGAGGAUCGGGUCGGGGACAAAUGUCAGGCGGCCCAGGUCAAGGGUUUUUCGGCGUACUUCAGUGAGUUGAGCCGGGGGAAACGGGCGGUGGAGCACAGAGCGGUGAAGGCUAGUGAUCCUACACCGGUGGAGGAGCUCAGUCCGGUGGAUGUGUUCAUAGCGGUGAAAACCACCAAGAAAUACCACCACACCAGGCUGGAUCUACUGCUGGACACAUGGAUCUCUAGAAACAUGCUGCAGACGUACAUAUUCACCGACGGAGAGGAUGACAGGCUGAGGAAGAGGAUGGGGAGUCACAUGAUCAAUACUAACUGUUCAGCGGCCCACAGUCGCCAGGCUCUGUCCUGUAAAAUGGCCGUCGAAUACGACACCUUCAUCAGCUCUGGCAAGAAGUGGUUCUGCCACGUGGAUGAUGAUAACUACGUGAACAUACGUCCCCUUGUGAAGCUCCUGUCUCACUACAGCCAUGCCCACGACGUCUACAUUGGCCGGCCUAGCCUCGACCGACCGCUAGAAGCCACCGAGAGGUUUGGCGACUCCCACACGCGUCCAGUGCGUUUCUGGUUUGCCACAGGAGGGGCAGGGUUCUGUGUUAGUCGAGGUCUCGCCCUCAAGAUGAGCCCCUGGGCCAGUGGAGGUAAUUUCAUGACAACAGCUGAUCGUAUUCGUCUCCCUGACGACUGUACCGUUGGUUACAUCAUCGAGGCGUUGCUUGGGGUGGGUCUUAUCCGCUCCCCACUGUUCCACUCUCACCUGGAGAACCUUCAGCUGGUGUCACCGACACAGAUACACCACCAGGUGACUCUGAGUUAUGGAACGUUUGAUAGUAAGAGAAACAUAAUCAACGUAAGAGGAGCUCUCUCAUUGGACGAAGACCCUACCAGGUUCAGGUCUGUCCAUUGUGUCGUAUACCCAGACACUCCGUGGUGUUCAGCCCUGACCUGGUACUGAGGUACUGACCCCACCAGUCCAGAGACACGGAAAGAGGGGAGAAGACGAGAGAUGGAUUAAAGACACGGAGGGAGCGGUGGACAGAGGAGAGAAGUGGAGAAGAGGGACUAAAAAUAUUGAUGAAUGGAUAGACAGAGGAGAGGACAGGAGAGACCGAGCCAUUAACCUCCCUCUGUAUGGAUUCAGAAUGAGACCCUAUUGUCAUGAUACGGUGCCUUCUGACCAUAGAACGGCUUUCUCGAGCUCUCAUGUCCUACUUGGUGUCAUAGGGGUGGAGUCGGAUCGUUUUGGGGUUCCUAGGGCCUCUGGGGCACCUCGUGGGACGACACUGAAUCUCUCCGUCACCGGAUCCUCACGCCCUCUAACCCUUGACCUCUAACCCCUAGUCCCUCCCAGAGAGGCCUGGUGGGGAGAAGAGAUGAUCGCGGUGUUGUUGUGAAGUUGCUGAUUGCAGAUGGCUCUGUGAUGGACAACGUUGCAGCUCUAACAGAGGGGGACUGUUUUAAGGCGCGAUGUUGUUGUGAAGUUGCUGAUUGCAGAUGGCUCUGUGAUGGACAACGUUGCAGCUCUAACAGAGGGGGACUGUUUUAAGCCACGGUGCUGUUGUGUCACUGCACUCCGCUUUGUAGCCUGAGCGCCAGUCUUCUUUGUGCUAUCAUCAACUCCUUGUCACGUUUGGCUCGUCCAUGACAGCAAUGUAGUUGGCAUGGUAGCACAAACAUGUCUGGGACCAGGCUAUCUAUUUUGUGAGUAGAAGUUGUAAUCUCCCCCCCCCUUGGUUGCUAAGGAGAAUGGUUCUAUACCCUCUUUGGUGUUCAACAUUCCUCUUCCUGUAUCUUGGAGACUGAAGGAUAAACUAAUUGUGUACAGUUUUUUUUUUCUCAAUAUUCUUCCCAAUAUUAACGUUUAUUGUGGAUUUUAAAAAAAGUACUGUCAACAGACUCUGGAUCUCUACCAGACCAGUGAAGUGGUGUUUUACUGCUCAUUGUUAACAGUUGAUUACUUUUAAGUAUUAUCUUGUUAUUCCAUCCGACAGCUGUCAAUCAGACAACCGUUAUAAUGACUUGGAGUUGGAUGGUGACUAAGCACUUUGCUGGGAGUUAUGAAGCACCAGGGACUGUAUACAUAAAGCAGGUCUCAGAAUAGGGCUGCUGGCCUAGGAUCAGGUGCCCUCUCUUAUUCAUUAUAAUCUAAAAGGCCAAACUGAUCCUAAAUCAGCACUCUUACUCUGAGAUUCUUUAUGAAUAUGGUUCCAGAAAUCACACUGGGGGGCCAAAAGACUUUCAACCCUAACAUCAUACUGUAUUGAAGACAGACUAUGCGUUUUGUUAUCAUGAAGAUGUAUAUCGCUGUACAUUUGUAAUCAGAAGAAUUUAGAAGGAGUAGAACAGGCCUCCGCAUUCAUGUGAUAACGGGCAGACAGGCAGCCGUUCCAGUUCUAUGUUUAGUAGUAGUACCAUGGAGCAUGUUGGGAGGGAUCAGAGAGGUGGAAAUAGAAUGACUAGAACACUCUUGGAACCUUUAACCCUGGUCAUUUGACUCCUGGGUACUCUCACAUUGGCUGCCAGUCCACCCAUUAUGCCAUCAUAAUGGGGAGACCUGUUCUAUGGAUUGUUUCUCUAUGAGCGGAACACGUACAUGUUCUUAAUAAGUGUUCUGAUGACUUCUCUCUCUCUGUGAGUUAUUAAUUGACCCAUAAUGGGUUUCUGAUUGGAGAUUCUUUAUGAGAAGCGUUCUUCCUCAACUGGGCCUUUUAUAGAUAGAAACCUGUUCUGUUUUGACCACUAGGUGAACAUCAUCUGCUUUAGUAAUGUUUUUAUGUUAUUCUUUUGAUCAGGAUAGUUUCUGAUUGGAUUUUACUGCAUUGUUGUCGUUGUUGUUGUCUUUGUUGUCAUCGUUGUUGUUGUUGUCGUCGUUGUUGGAUGUAUUCUCCAGUAUGUGGACUAUAGAAAGACGGUAGUAUCUCCAGGGAACGCUGAAUAUUUUGCCUUAUGUCUCGCCACAGUGGUUGCUAUUCUCUGCUUUUUUAAUAAAGCCUUAUAAUGCCUUA